CAGUGUAUAGCUGUUGCUAACAGUCAUUUAAACAAAAAAUUUUGCUAGCAAAAAGAAACAAAAUUUUCUUGUUUCUGUGAAAAAAACCGAAAUUUAUUUCUCUUUGCAGUAAUUUGUGCUUAAAAUUUGUUUCGAUCGUUAUAAUAUGAAAUGGAGCAACUUUGUCGAGUCUGUACAGAGCCGGAGAAUCGUUCGGUUAAUCCAUUAGUUGAUAUUUUUACCACCACCAUCGAGCUGAACCAACAACAGCAGCAUCAAUCGAGACAGAUCUCUUCCGGUGGACACCAAGCUGUAAACGGGACUGGCGAAGAUGAAGAACCAACAAUAUUAAUCCAGACCAUCGCACAGGCUAUGGUAUCAUGUUUGGAUGUUGAGAUAAAGCCUAACGAUGAACUGCCCCAUAGUAUCUGCCACAACUGUAUGGACAGGUUGAAAGAAACAUGGAACCUUCGUGAACUAUGUAAAGCAAGCGAAAAAAAGCUUAAAUUUAUGGUAGAGGAAGGAUUUGAUAUCGUCAAACAAGAAAUCUUCAAAGAAGAAUCUUUUGAAGUGCAUGAAAACGAGGUACCCGGAUCACCUUUCGAGGUAUUGAAAGACAGUGUGGAACCAGAAACAAGUGUUUUCCCAAGCUCUUCAGGAAAAUCAUCUGACCCAACGAAAGACUCGCUACAUUCAGAGUUCAGUUGGUCUUACGCGGACCUAGCUAAAGGACGGUUCCGUUCGAGAAGUGGAGAGGACCACACGUGGGACAUCAUAGAAAUUACUGAUUCCCGUUGUUGUGGAUGCUUCAAAUUUUUUACCUCCAGAUCUGCGAUGGCGAAUCACAGAGCGAAGGAACACAAGGCACUACCACAUGGGGAUAGAAACAAGCGGUUCGAAUGCAACGGUUGUAUGCAACUGUUUUCCAGUACCGAUGCGAUGAAUUUCCAUCAGAAAAUGGCCCGGGCAAGACAGUUGUUUCAUUGUAUAAAGUGUGAUAUUUUGUCUCCCAGUAAGCGUCAGUUGAAGGCUCAUCUAAGGAUUCACGCCCUAAAACCUUUAACGUUUGAUGGAAAUGAACAUGUAUCCAAAGGCUCGGGUAUCAGUGGACCACUGUCCGAAAGUGAUAGCCGAUUCAUGAAAAAGUUCAUCACAUUUGACUAUUUCGUCUACAAUGGAUACUAUUGUUGCGAUUGUUGGACCUAUUGUGAGACCAAGCGUGAAAUGAAACGACAUGGUGAGAAAGAACAUCAGGGAAAUCGAGGGUUCGAUGAGGAUUAUCAGUGUUUUGCUUGUUUGAAAUCUUUUCCGACCGAAGACAUUUUCAAGCAACAUAUGAAUGAAUUGGAAACCCAGCAUGCAUAUUACUGUAAAACGUGCAAAUUAUUGUUCCGUAACGCGGAAACUUUAAAACAGCAUCAGCAAUCGAGUUCUAAGCAUGAAGGGUUUUUUGAAUUAGAAAUUAUAGACGUCCAAGAUGAAAUAGAGAUCUUCAAACCAACAAGUUCUUCAUCGAUAAGAGAAAGUCAUCAAAUGAAAAGGGUUCAGACGACAGCAAACAAUGAUUACGAAGAUGAUGCUUUCGAGGACGAAAAUAUUCCAGAAAACGGCGAUUCAAACGAUGAGGAUUACGAACCUAACGCCUCAUCGGUUCAGGAGAAGGCUGUUAAAGAACCGUACGGGCGCCGACUGUAUGCUCCUGUUGUAACCAAGCGAAACGAUCCUGAUCUCACGGAAGGAUCGGUAGUUGAAAUAUCUAGCACAACUCGGUUUCGAUGUUGUGGUUGCUAUCAAAGUUUUCUCACCGAAGAAGAGUUGGACCAGCAUGCAUUAAACACUUAUCAACAUUCUAAUGAACAGCUUGCUGUGCACGGGAACCAUCCGUACCAGUGCCAACGGUGCUUUCGGCAAUUCGAUAAAGCAGUCUCAUUGCUAAUGCAUCAGCUGUUUGUUAGAACUGUGCUACUGUACCGUUGCAAGCUGUGUCCGCGAGAGUUUGAUUUUCAGAGCUUAUUUAUUCGACACUACAUCACCCACGAGGAGGUUUUCAACAGCGUUGAUAAACGAGGACCGAAACCGAAAACAUCAGCAGAGAAAAUCGAUAACAAAUUUUACUGCUGUUUCACGGCUUGCAAGGAAUCGUACCUAGAAUACAACAGUUUGUUGGCCCACGUUGACGAUAACCACGGAGUGAAAAGGAAUCAGUUCAAAGAUUAUCGCGACAGCGACGAAAAUUGCUGUGAAAUUUGUUUCCGGAGCUUUAAUAAUUACCGGGCACUCAUACGCCACAUGUCACAGCAGCAGAGACCGAUUAUGACUGGUGGAUAUACCUGCAGCACCUGUGGUAUUCAGAAGAAAUCGAUUGCCACACUGAGAGAUCACGAAAACAUUCACACCGGAGCCAAACCUUACAAGUGUGAUGUUUGCAGCAAGGCGUUUUCCUCGAAAACCAUACUCAACAAUCAUAUGAUCGUACACAGACAGGAACGUCCAUUUAGUUGUGAAAUUUGUGGCAAAACGUUCGCCCGGAAACGUAAUUGGAAAGAUCACGCCAUGACCCACACGGACGAACGACCAUGGGAGUGUGAGAUUUGCAAACUAACGUUUCGCAUCGAGACGCAGUUCUUAACCCACAAACGACGCCACACAGGAGUUCGACCGUACAAAUGCAGCUUCUGUGAUAAAGUCUAUAGCCACGCGACGGACCGGAAGCGGCAUGAAAUGGCAGCCCACACGGGCGUAAAGCCGCACCAGUGCAGUUUCUGUCCGCUAGCGUUUAUCCGAAAGCGGCAGCUGAUCAUCCACGAACGAACACACACCGGUGAGAAGCCUUUCGAAUGCCAGUAUUGUGGACAGGCUUUUAUCCAGCAGGGUUAUUUGACCCGGCAUUUGGCAACGCACAAGCCACGUGCAGAUGCUUUGCUGUAGCUGUAGGGUUUUAUUGAAUGCCAAUACAAGAUGUGUACGUCUUAGGCAUUUUUGUUCUUUGUAAACCAAUUUUAAAUGAGACUAAUGUCACACGAGUGAUAAAUCAUCUCCAAUUCACUCAAAAAUAAUUAGGCAUUUUCGUAUGUAGUAUUCCGAAAAAGUCCUUGGCUUCUUACAUUAAUGUUUAGUCUCUUCAAAUAAGGAUUUUUACUCUUAUUUUCUCAAUUUACAGAAAUAAACACUCUCAUAACUUAAGAAUACCCAUAGCUGUUUAUAUUACUUAACACAAUUUGAAUUAAUUACAAUUAAAAAAAAAGAGUAAUAUAAGUACAUUCGGUCGCUCCAGGAAGAUGAUGAGCUUUCAAUCAUCCAGAAUAUAGACAUCGUCAUCGUCUUCUUCAUCCUGAUUGGAAUUAUCUUCGACAUCGUGAAUGGUAAACGUUUGACCGCCUGAAUUGAUUUGCUGGGGAACAUUGUUCAUAGACAGUGAGUGUGCUGGCGCUGUCCCACCAAGAC
Molecule: messenger RNA, 3423 nt
Organism: Uranotaenia lowii
Lineage: Eukaryota; Metazoa; Arthropoda; Insecta; Diptera; Culicidae
Product: zinc finger protein 709-like
Exons: 4
Coding region: 151-2907 (918 amino acids)
Biological process (GO): regulation of transcription by RNA polymerase II
Cellular component (GO): nucleus
Molecular function (GO): zinc ion binding; DNA-binding transcription factor activity, RNA polymerase II-specific; RNA polymerase II cis-regulatory region sequence-specific DNA binding
Source: RefSeq, a predicted model, not a curated record